UUAAGGUCGAGGAUGUUUAAAAGCACGUACAUAGAUUCGAAGGUCGGUGACUCAAGAUUUUUCAUGUACCACGAAUGCGUAAUAAUUACUGUAAAAGUUGAUGGUUAAAAAAUGUUUACAAGAGACAUCAUCUUCAAAACAUCAAAGGUGCCAAUGGUUGUUAAAAUUUCGAUGAUAUAAUAAACCGGAAGAAUAUCUCGCUUAAAAAAAGAUUUGAAAACAGAUUACGCAAAAGUCAAAGUUCCGUCGAUCCAUUCUGUCUACGACGAAAACUGACAAAUCAAUAUAAAUUUUUCGUUAGCAUGGGAAGUGUCCCAAGUAUAAUGUCUCGUAUUGAUUAAUUGUGAGAAAUUGGCUAGUUUAACGAUCGAUAAACUUAUCUUUAUUGAUGUAAUUACAAGUUGAUAUGGCAACGCGAGUUAUGUUUAUCCCGAUUCAAGUCAGACUUUUUACGUACACAAGAGUGCAAAAAUGUAAUGAAAGAACAGUAAUCAAAAGCAUUUUAACAUUUUAAAGAUAUUAAUCAAACAGGUUUUUAAUAAUGGCAACGCGGGGCAAAAGCAAGAAAAAAACUGGCGUGAAAGCUAAUGGAAAGAAUAAUAGAAAAAAUGCUAAAAGUGGCAAUGGCAACAAGAAUAAGGGAUCGAAAAAAUCGAGAAGAAGCGGUGGGAAAACAAGAUUUGCUAUGGAUAUCUUUAACGAGGAAGUGAUGGAAAAUGCUUAUUAUACAUGUCAUAAUAUCAUGGACGUGCUUAAAUGCCGAGGUUUCCCAUGGCCAGAAGCUCAGAAAAAGAAAAAAGGAAAAAAAAAGAAAUAAAUAAUUGCAG
Cataglyphis hispanica is the source of this 827-nucleotide messenger RNA. Its product is annotated as small lysine-rich protein 1. The record is from RefSeq and is a predicted model, not a curated record. The coding region runs from base 542 to 817 and encodes 91 amino acids. The transcript is spliced from 2 exons. Lineage: Eukaryota; Metazoa; Arthropoda; Insecta; Hymenoptera; Formicidae.